Molecule: messenger RNA, 6289 nt
Organism: Felis catus (domestic cat)
Lineage: Eukaryota; Metazoa; Chordata; Mammalia; Carnivora; Felidae
Gene: FOXL2
Product: forkhead box L2
Exons: 2
Coding region: 1-1137 (378 amino acids)
Biological process (GO): anatomical structure morphogenesis; cell differentiation; regulation of transcription by RNA polymerase II
Molecular function (GO): DNA-binding transcription factor activity, RNA polymerase II-specific; RNA polymerase II cis-regulatory region sequence-specific DNA binding
Source: RefSeq, a predicted model, not a curated record
AUGAUGGCCAGCUACCCCGAGCCCGAGGACGCCGCGGGGGCCCUGCUGGCCCCGGAGACCGGCCGCGCAGCCAAGGAGCCCGAGGCGCCGCCGCCGCCGCCGAGCCCCGGCAAGGGAGGCGGCGGCGGCGCCGGGACAGCCCCGGAGAAACCCGACCCCGCGCAGAAGCCCCCGUACUCGUACGUGGCGCUCAUCGCCAUGGCGAUCCGCGAGAGCGCCGAGAAGAGGCUCACGCUGUCCGGCAUCUACCAGUACAUUAUUGCCAAGUUCCCGUUCUACGAGAAGAACAAGAAGGGCUGGCAGAAUAGCAUCCGCCACAACCUCAGCCUCAACGAGUGCUUCAUCAAGGUGCCGCGCGAGGGCGGCGGCGAGCGCAAGGGCAACUACUGGACGCUGGACCCGGCCUGCGAGGACAUGUUCGAGAAGGGCAACUACCGGCGCCGCCGCCGCAUGAAGCGGCCCUUCCGGCCGCCGCCCGCGCACUUCCAGCCCGGCAAGGGGCUCUUCGGGGCCGGAGGCGCCGCGGGCGGCUGCGGCGUCGCUGGCGCCGGGGCCGACGGCUACGGCUACCUGGCGCCCCCCAAGUACCUGCAGUCCGGCUUCCUCAACAACUCCUGGCCACUACCGCAGCCGCCUUCGCCCAUGCCCUACGCCUCCUGCCAGAUGGCGGCGGCCGCUGCAGCGGCGGCCGCCGCCGCUGCAGCCGCGGGCCCGGGCAGCCCGGGCGCGGCCGCGGUGGUCAAGGGGCUGGCUGGCCCGGCCGCCUCGUAUGGGCCGUACUCACGCGUGCAGAGCAUGGCGCUGCCUCCCGGCGUGGUGAACUCGUACAACGGCCUGGGAGGCCCGCCGGCCGCGCCCCCGCCGCCGCCGCACCCUCACUCACACCCGCACGCACACCAUCUGCACGCGGCCGCCGCACCCCCGCCGGCCCCGCCGCACCACGGGGCAGCCGCACCGCCCCCGAGCCAGCUCAGCCCCGCCAGCCCUGCUACCGCCGCGCCCCCGGCGCCCGCGCCCACUAAUGCGCCGGGCCUGCAGUUCGCCUGCGCCCGGCAGCCCGAGCUCGCCAUGAUGCAUUGCUCUUACUGGGACCACGACAGCAAGACCGGCGCGCUGCACUCGCGCCUCGAUCUCUGAGAACCCAGCGCGCGCCGGCUGCGAGGAUGCAGGGACGUGCGACGCCGGCCUUAGCCGCAGCCACCGCCGCCGGCCGGACCACGAGCCCUCAGUGGGGCCAUCUUCUGAGCCAGCGUCCAAGGCCCUCUGCGCCUCCUCGCUCCCUUCAGCUCCUCUCGCCCCUCUUCGUCUCCUCCGCUUCUCCUCCUGUUGCUCGGCCCCCUGCCCUCGCUGCCCUCUCGCUCCUCCGGCCUGCAGGCCGCCUCUCCGUGCGCCUUUUGCAGGCCUCGUCUCCUCCCGACGCCCGAGCCUCCGGGCUGGACACCCCAUGCCAAAAUUCAGAACCGAGAGGAAGUGCCGGGGCCGAGGUGCAGCCGGGCGUCGGCCGUGCAGACCUCUUGGCCUUCUCACACAGGCAAUCUUCUCGGAUAAACGAGGUUUUCUCUGACAAAGGCCCAGCUGACCCGCGGAGUGUGACACCCGUCCAGGCACAGCCGCCACCCUCAGGCUCUUGGGCCGACGCCUCCCACCCUCAGGCGCCUCCCUUUGGAACGCGGAGCUGUUUGAACGUUUUCCCCGAUUUUUCAGAAAAGCGGUAGGUAGCCACCGGGCGGGAAGUUGCGGAGGUCAGCUUGUGGGAGAGCCCCCCUCCCUCCCGCCCUCGGUAUUUGUGGAGAAACGAGAAAUCUGAGGGGCAAACGCAGGAAGCGGGUUGGGCCGAGCUGCGGCGGGCAGGGGCCCCGCGGGCGGGAGGGGAGCAGGGACGGUGUGGGGCCAGUGGCUCCGAAGACCCGGGCCUGUGCCGCCGGAGCCUCCGGUUUGCAGGCCCGGUGGCGGCGCUGCAAUCGCGGAGCUGCGGGCGCGGAGCGGUCGCUUCCUGGCAGCUCUAAACAAAAUUCGGGGUAAACGACUGGGCCGCUGUGAGCCCCGGGUGCUCCCGCCGGCAGGGAGGGCAGAGGAAGCGCGGGAGACCCCCAACGUCCCCAGCGACGCCGAGCGCAGAGGACAGAGGCCGCCAGAGCCCCCGCCACACCGGCAGGCCAACUCCGGUUCUCCAAGUUGGGAGUCCAGCCUGACUGUGUCGGUAAUAAUACUAACGAGCCGAAUCAAACAAAACCUUUCCCCGGAUUUUCCUCUACGUACAAAGGAAAAUUACUCCUCUAGGCAGGCAGAGAAAAGGAAGGGGCAGGAUCCCAGGAAACUUCCAUCUCUAUGGACGAGGAGGGAAGGCGAAUAUGCUUCUUGCUUUUUUUGUUUGUUUCUAGGGGGGAAAAAAGGAAAUUCGACACAUAUUUUUAAAAAAUCUCCCCCCAACAAACGCUAAAGUCUGUGAGUGUGAGCAGAGUCAGGAAACCGAGCCCCAGCCUGCAGUGACACCGGGCCUUUGUCUUCUUUCCUGAAGCCCCCAAGACUGCUGACCGCGCCGAGAUAAAGGCCGGGUCAGAGCCCUGCGGAAUCCCGAGGGAGGGGGCCGCCGAGCCUUCCCACUGGCCACUUCCAACAGACCGGCCUUGCCGGAACCGGGGCUACCAGGCCGGGCGCUGCUCCCCGACCCCAGGCCCAGCUCCGGCACCGAGCCGCGCCGCCCGACUUUCCCCGAAAGCCUUCCGCCACUAAAUUCCUUCUGCCACUACGUUCCCACCAGCAUUACGUUCUGCUCCCUAAAGGCUCUCAGAGGGUGAGCGGCCGUGGCUCCCCGCCGGACCUCGCCCGACUUGGUCUUCAGAGUGGAACCGUGCGCAACUCUUGCGGAGACGCGCGUUCGCGGCGGCUGGGCUCGGUUGGCCAACAGGAUCCGAACCCGUUUGGUGUCCGUCGCAGCCAAGCCUCUGUGCCUUCUCGCGGCCCGGGAAGCUCCUCCAGCGCUUGGCCUCAACUUUUCUGCCUCACGCUCUCUCGUCCGCCGAAGGGUCUGCGGGAGAUGGCGGGAGAGCGUUUGUGGCCCCAUCCUAUUGGUGUGUGCGGUUUAGAAACGCGGGUCGCCGAAGGACUCGAGCCUCUGCGGCGUUGCCUCUGCGUGGCGGCGGCCUGGGUUUCCCAGAGUAGAGUACGCAUGGACUCCUUUUCUCCGCAGACACAUCCAGGUGAAGCGAGGGCUGGGCGGCUCGGAAUCCUACCCGAGAGAGGGAAAACGAGCCCCGCGACCCGCGGGUGAGGAGGUGGACUGACCUCCCGUAGCCACGCUGCGCGCCUCCCACGCACACCAUUUGCGGGCCGGGAGGGCCCCAGUCGGCUGCAGCCGCACAUCUUCCUCAACGGAGAGAGAACCCUCGGUUCGCCUGUCUUCCUGAUGGUUUGUGAAGGUAGGGGCCCCAGACCGUCUCUCCUGAGCUGAAUGGAGGAAUCUGGGUCCCUCUUUUGUCUUCCUCGGGACGCAACGUAGGGAGGUAAAGAAAACCCGACAGAGGAGUGAGGACCUGCAGCCUCGCGUGCUUGGAGUGCCCUCCACCUCUUCCUUUUUUUGCCCCUUGCCCCCAUCAGCCGAUUCGCGGAUGCGGAUCUUGGUCCCCAGCGAAACUGGAGCUGCCCACCGGCCUGCAGAUGAGAGAUGAAGGAGCCGGGCGGCGCCGAGUCGCUGACCGGAUCCGGGCUUUCCCGCACCGUGGAGCGGCACGUUUCCCCCGGUGGCACCGACCCAGUUGGAGAGAAACGGGUCAGCUGAGCCGCGCGCACACUCUGCCUUUAGGCACAAACAGUAGUGUUCGAGUGCGGAGUGUGCAUGCACACGUCAGCACGAGGGUGUCCCGUAUCUAUGUGCAUGUACAGUAGACGCAUACAUGUGUGCCUUUGCCAUGCAUCUAGGGAGACAAGAAAACACAUUGUCACACGAGUGACGUGCAUGCGCCCACGUUUGUGUGCUGUUCUUGCAUGUGUCCUGUUCACACGCUAUGAACACAGAUGAAGUUGGCUGCUCAUGAGUGAAUUAUGCCUCACAUUUACACAAGCCUAUUCAAUUUUCAAUCACGAUUUUCACAACUACCCUGGGACAUGCUCUCCUGUGGAAUUUUAGACGGGGAGACAACAAGCCAAGAGAAGUUCAUGGAUGCCCGUUUGCACACCGUCUAUAAGAAACCAAGGCCAGGCAAAGACUGCCUGCUGUGGAAUGUAGAUGUGAUGGCCCAGUGUGCUCUUAGGUUGGCCUGUUUAGCGCCCAAGCAACUCAGGCCCCUGGGCCUUUGGCCCUUCGCCAAGCUUGCGGAGACACUCAACGAUCCGGUGCUUGGCUUCAUUCCAUUGGCGGAUAAGUGGGCUCUGCCAGAGCUAGUGAACCCGAUGCCCAAGACAGGGGAGCUCAGGUUGCCCCGGAGCACGGAGACGGAGCACCCGAAGAUUCCAGGGACAAGGCAGUCACCAGCAGCUUGAUCCCAAAGCCUGGCGGAACUGUGUCUCCAAUACAGCCACGUCGGGCAAACGCGGGGUGCCGGGAUCUUUUCACUGGAGCAGCAAACGCAGCAGCCCUGUGUUGUGCCAGAGCCGAAGCAGUGAUGAAACUUGAAUUCAUUGAGUUUCUGCUGUCUUGAAUCUCUCAAAACCAUACAAGACCUGGAGCCCACCAUGCCCAUUUUACAGAAGUGUUUAGUCUGGGUUGGAAUCCCCAAUUAUCUCUGUCCGGAUCCCUCUGUCCCCAGUGCAGAUCUCCAGGCUGCGGCUUGAGUCACGUCUCCUGCACGCCUCUGGGAGCCUCCCAGCUCCUAGCCUCUGACCUUCCUCCCCAAGGACGUGAAUAUCCUAGCUCUCACAGCAUCAUUAAAAAGGUUCCUACACGCUUGGAAUCUGUUGUAGGUAGGUAGGUAGGUAGGUAGGUAGGUAGGUAGGUAUUCCCUGUGUGUGUAGGGUUUUGCUUCUUGCUUCCUCUUCUGGGGCAUUUGGUUACUAUGGGCCCCAAGCCCUUGGUCUCCCAAACUGAGAUUGUGGGAGGGGUGUAAUUGACCACAAUUUGCCAGGUGCCCUUGGGCCUCGGCGCCUGACUCCUGAAGAAUGAGGUCGCUGGUCGCCACGCUACAAGGCCACCCUCACCCAGCAAAGCCUGGGCGCUGGAAGGGAGCCCACUGUAUGGCGAGGUCGCCAGGCGGCCGCCUAGCCUCGAGGCUGCCCUCUGCUGGCACCAAGCGACGUCAUCGCCACCUCCCUUAGCGGCCCCGGGAGCUGUACCGACGAGGGCGUCGCGCAGGGCAAGGCGACCCCACAGCGCAGAGCGAGUGGCCCCACUCUCGCUGGAUCCUGGGAGUGGCCGCCCCACUUGCAACCACUGCCUGGACGCUCCCGUAUUUCUCGAUCCCUGGCCCCUGCACCACCCCUCGAGCCCCCCUCCCCCAUCCCCCACGCCGGCGCCAGAGAUUCCAAGUGCUGGGACUAGGGGGCUGCUUGGAGAGCCAGAGCUCUACAUUGGCAAUCCAGCUGCUCUGCGGCUUCCGCCGGGUUCCCCAGCCGACUGGCCCUCGGGAAGGAGCGGAACAGGGCGUGGGAAGCCGCAAACCCACAGGCGUCCAUCGGGCGUUUCCCUGAAGGCCGCUGGUGGACUCUGGGGACCUCAGGGAGAGCCCCGGGCUGUGCUCAAGCCUCUUUACUCCAGCACCAUAGCAUUGAUCGGUAUCCCGUGCGUUACUGCCCACACCAAGAAAACCCUGCCCUUCCGCUCCGAUUGACUUCCAAUCCCGUUUUAACGGUAGCCUCGGCGCCUGGAUGCCUCUAGUUAUAGUGCACUUGUCUCCCGAACCAAAUUAAGAGCCUUCAAGGACUUGCAGGGGCCGAUUGCAACCUGCCCCGCACCGAGUCUCUCUCAGGUUCUGCCUAGUGGUGAGGGAACCGAUUUAAAACGCCUCUAUCCACGCUCUUGAAAUAAAUGCUAGACGGUGAGUCGGGAAGACAUUCUGUGAACUGAAAUCCAAGCUGACAUACAAAUCAACCAAUAAUCAUACCUGUUUACUUCCAGUGCUAUAUAUAGGACUUUUCACAUUUUCACUUUUUCCCUCCUUGACAAAGAUAAUUCAGAUUGAAGAAAGGUGGGGAAAUAAAACAUUAAAAUUCAAAAAGAAAACAAAUAUUACAGGUAAUCCCAUCCCUCCCCCAUGAGGUAACCACAGUUAACAUUUUGGUGACUUCCCUCAAUUUUGAUUUUCAUAUUUUAUAUAAUUGUACAUGAUUAAAGCCAUAUUUUAUAUAGAAUUUGCAA